AUGGAUGAGAAACUGUUCACAACUAAUACCGCCAACUCUGAAACAAGUAAAUGUCAAGCAGAAACCAAAACCAUCAGUGGAAGAAGCAUCACUCUGAUCGACACUCCUGGUUUCUUCAACACAGAUAAAUCAGAGGAGGAGCUGAAGCCUGAGAUAAUAAGGUGUAUCAUAGAGUGCACUCCUGGGCCCCAUGCUUUUCUCAUUGUGCUCGAAGUAGAUCGAUUCACAGAGCAAGAACAGGCUGUCAUCACAAAAAUAAACCAAUACUUUUCUGAAGAAAUCUUCAAAUACGCAACUGUUCUCUUCACUCAUGGUGACCAGCUCGAUGAAGGACAGACAGUUAAGGAUUUAGUCCAGCAGAAUCAGCUUGCGAGUGAUCUGUUGAAGAAGUGCGGAGGCCGCUGCCAUGUCAUCGAUAAUAAAUACUGGAAGAACAAACAGCAGGAUGAAUACAGGAGCAACCAGGUCCAGGUGAAGGAGCUACUGAAGACAAUAGAUAAGAUAAUAGAAUCAAACGAAGGAAGCAGUGACUCUGCUGCCUUGAAGAAAUUCACAAAGCACCAACGGGAAGUGAUCAAAGCUGAAGAAGUCUUCAAAUACGCAACAGUUCUCUUCACUUAUGGUGAUCAACUUGAUGAAGGCCAAAGUUUCCUCCCUUUCGGAGGCUUGGAUGUUAUAAUCAAGGCCUGCAACAAGGAUCAUAUGCAACACUCACUCUAUUGUUCAGGUACGGCAGAUGUCGAUAAACUGGUAUAG
This is a messenger RNA of Trematomus bernacchii (emerald rockcod), 756 nucleotides long. Its product is annotated as GTPase IMAP family member 7-like. The transcript is spliced from 4 exons. The coding region runs from base 1 to 756 and encodes 251 amino acids. Gene Ontology annotation, molecular function: GTP binding. The record is from RefSeq and is a predicted model, not a curated record. Lineage: Eukaryota; Metazoa; Chordata; Actinopteri; Perciformes; Nototheniidae.